This is a messenger RNA of Arvicola amphibius (Eurasian water vole), 2345 nucleotides long. Its product is annotated as MHC class I-like protein MILL2. Lineage: Eukaryota; Metazoa; Chordata; Mammalia; Rodentia; Cricetidae. The record is from RefSeq and is a predicted model, not a curated record. The transcript has 5 exons. Gene Ontology annotation, cellular component: external side of plasma membrane. Bases 26 to 1099 code for a protein of 357 amino acids. Gene Ontology annotation, biological process: antigen processing and presentation of endogenous peptide antigen via MHC class Ib; antigen processing and presentation of endogenous peptide antigen via MHC class I via ER pathway, TAP-independent; positive regulation of T cell mediated cytotoxicity.
GGAUAUCCCAGAAAGGAGAAAAACAAUGGAAGCCAGUCCGGGAAAUCCCAGCAAAUGCAGAUUCACAAUCUUCCUGUGUGUUCCACUGCUGCUCCUGAUUGAUCCAGGGCUAUCCUGCCCCCGGGAAACGCAUACACUGCGCUAUCAACUCACAGUCUUGUCUCCAGAAGAUUCUCAGCAGCUCCCAUUCCCAAUCCUGAUAUACAUUGAUGAUGAUCUCUUCCUGCGGUACAAUGGGGACAGCAGGAGAGCAGAGGCCUGGGGGCCCAGGAUCAAGGGACAUGCAGGAGCUGAAACCUGGACAAGAGAGACUGAGGACUUUCAGAAGAAGGAGGAGCAACUCAGGAGGAUGCUGGCUGAAGUCAUGAACCAGCAGGGCCAGAACAAGGGCCUUCACAUCCUCCAGGAAACUUUGGGCUGUGAGCUUCAGGGAAAUCGGAGCACUGGAGGCUUCUGGAGCUUUGGCUACGAUGGACAGGACUUCCUCACCUUUGACCAGAAGACUCUCACAUGGACAAUGGCUAUGUCCUUCACUCAGAAGACCAAGACCUUCUGGGAGACACAUGUACCCAGAGCUGAUGAAGUUAAGACUUUCUUGGAGGACAUAUGUCCUGCUCAGCUCCUGGGAUACCUGGCUUCCAUGAGGAACUGGCAGACGGAUAAAGGCCUCCCAAAGGUGAAGGUGACCAACAGGACAUAUCCAGUGGGCAGGAUCACCCUGACAUGCCGAGCUUUUAAUCUGUGUCCUCCUGUGACCUCCCUGACCUGGCUUCAGAAUGAGAAGCCGGUACAACAGCGAAUCUUUGAGCCUAGGGCCAUCCUGCCCAGUGGGGACGGGACCUACCAGACCUGGGCAUCUAUUUGGAUUUUUCCUGGACAGGAAUCAGAGUUCACCUGCUACCUGAGGCACUAUGAUAUGAAGGUCCCUGCUACCCCUAGUGAAAAUAUGGGGCACCAAUCCAUCUCAGAGGGUAGGAGGCAGGGGCAGGAAGGAUCCAUAGGUCACACAAUGACCAGUGAUGCUGCUAGCUCCCCUCCUGCCUCAACUGUAUCUGCACUCCCCAUCGUGUUGGUGAUGGUGCUGGCUAAAGACAGCUGAAGCUAGAACUCCAAGGACAGAAAACUGCCCGCAGGAUAAACUAUUGGAGGUCUCAGUGAGAUCAAGACCCCAUACCCGUAUUCUGAAGCCAGACCUUCAACUCCAGGACUCCAGGACCCAAAUCCUGCCUUGGAAGGUGCACACCUUGAAGAUCUUCCAAGACUCCAAUGUUUGGUAGAUUGUUGUAGUGAGCUGUAGCACUAAAAAGAAACCAGGAAGCCCCUGUCUGAGGAGUGCUCCAUUGGUAAGUCAUAGAAGGCAGCUCCUUGUAUGGAAGCAUUUCUCAACCUGUGGUCUCUACCACUGAAAAACACAUAUUUCCAAUAAUCUUAGGAACUGACAGCCCACCCAGUAGCAAAAUUAUAGUUAUGAAGUAGCUAUGAAAAUAAAUUUAUGGUUAGGAGUUCCUAAGAACCUCAUAAAUCUGUGCUUCCUGAUGGUCAUGAACCACAGGUUGAAAACCCCUGUUCUGGGCUGGAGAGAUGGCUCAGAGGUUAAGAGCACUGACUGCUCUUCCAGAGGUCCUGAGUUCAAUUCCCAGCAACCACAUGGUGGCUCACAGCCACCUGUAAUGAGAUCUGGUGCCCUCUUCUGGCCAGCAAGCAUACAGACAGACAGAACAUUGUAUACAUAAUAAAUAAAUAAAUCUUUUUUAAAAAAAAGAAAAAAAAGAAAACCCCUGUUCUAUGGCAUAGAUGUACUGUUUCUGAUGGGAUCCUGUCUAGGGACAGAGAGUUCUUAUACCUGCUGAGGUAUAAGAACUCCUGUCCUGAGCAAUAGCAAGGCAUUUUGGGGUUUUAGUGUGUUAUUCUUGGUCCCCUGUGUUUUGUUCGGCAUGUUGUUUCUCUCCUGCCCAGGGCACUAGUGAAAAGUCACUGCCCACCUAGUUCUGGCUUCUGGGGACCAAGGAGAAUAUCUGAAAAGCCAAGUUAAAUGUAUGAAUGAAGGUGGGCAUUGCAUGCUUUUUUUUUUUACCAGUCUUUUUUGGCUACAUGAACGUUCUCUGUACUAUGUUUAAUGGUUUUGAUUUUUGCUGACUCUGUACCUUGAACAUUUUGUGUUCUAUGGUUUCAUUUUUCCCUGUCUGUCUCUUUAACUCUUCUGCCCUGCCUUGCCCUCCUCCACCUGCCACAGGAGCAGCCACUGAAGCCCAGAGAAAACUUUGUUUUCCCUUCCUGAGUAGGCUGCUAGGUGCAGGCUUUGGACCCACAUGCAUAGCCAGGGCAGGCAGAUAGACGGCAAGGAC